Chinchilla lanigera (long-tailed chinchilla) is the source of this 1476-nucleotide messenger RNA. RefSeq names its product chloride channel, nucleotide-sensitive, 1A (gene Clns1a). The record is from RefSeq and is a predicted model, not a curated record. Gene Ontology annotation, cellular component: methylosome; pICln-Sm protein complex; cytosol. The coding region runs from base 100 to 867 and encodes 255 amino acids. Lineage: Eukaryota; Metazoa; Chordata; Mammalia; Rodentia; Chinchillidae. Gene Ontology annotation, biological process: cell volume homeostasis; mRNA cis splicing, via spliceosome; chloride transport. The transcript has 6 exons.
UCCGGGGCGCUUGCCGCGGCUUCCGGGGCGGGCCGCAGCGAACGGCGAUUGGUGUGGCCCGGCUCCUUCCGAGCCUGUGUUUCGAGGUUCCCAGCUGCAAUGAGCUUCCUCAAAAGUUUUCCGCCGCCGGGUUCGGCCGAGGGGCUCCGGCACCAGCAGCCAGAUACCGAGGCUGUGCUGAACGGGAAGGACCUCGGGACUGGCACCCUUUACAUCUCCGAGAGCCGCCUGUCUUGGUUAGAUGGUUCCGGAUUAGGAUUCUCACUGGAAUACCCCACCAUUAGUUUACAUGCUGUGUCCAGGGACCUAAAUGCCUAUCCACGAGAGCAUUUGUAUGUUAUGGUGAAUGCUAAAUUUGGAGAAGAAAUAAAAGAAUCUCUUGCUGAUGAAGAAGAGGAAGAUAGUGAUGAUGAUGUUGAACCUAUUACUGAAUUUAGAUUUGUGCCUAGUGAUAAAUCAGCAUUGGAGGCGAUGUUCACUGCAAUGUGUGAAUGCCAGGCCUUGCACCCAGACCCUGAGGAUGAAGACUCAGAUGAUUAUGAUGGAGAAGAGUAUGAUGUGGAAGCACACGAACAAGGACAGGGGGAUAUCCCCACAUUUUAUACCUAUGAAGAAGGAUUAUCCCAUUUAACAGCAGAAGGGCAAGCCACAUUGGAGAGAUUAGAAGGAAUGCUUUCCCAGUCCGUGAGCAGCCAGUAUAACAUGGCGGGGGUACGGACAGAAGAUUCAGUAAGAGAUUAUGAAGAUUCUGCUCAUAACUGUAGAGAGAACUUGGUGCCUCUUCCCUCUGAAGAGAGGUUGAUGAAAGUCUUUUUCCUUCUCCAAAACUCACUUAAACCAGUUCUUCCUCAAGAUAAACUAUACUGAGACAGCAAGUUGUCACCAGCAGAAGAAACUAUGACCUUUAUUAACAAAGGUGAAUUAGCUUAACAAAGGGGGUAUUUGUAGUUUAUCUUUUACUCUCAAACUUUGUGUCUAGGUACCCACUGACUAGGCUGCAAUUCCUGCCUUUCUUGUAUGCGUUGUCCAUACACUAGCAGGAACUGAGCAGGAAAUAGGCUGAAGUUAAGAUUUUUUGGGGGAAGGGGGGUGCAGGUCAUUGGAGUCUAGAGAUAUCCUUAUCCCUAAAAGAAAAGGCAGAGAACUCGGAAGGAUCAGUCUUGUCGUUCUCCACAGGGCAAGAGUCUCACUAAUUUGGAGCUGAGAUUAAUUCAGACCUCUCUAGGUGGUCUCUUGGGAAACAUCCCAGUUGCAAAUCUUACCACUAAGUGCUUCUGGGUAGCUUCUGUCCUUCCACCCUAUUUUUCCAGUCUGCUUUGUUCUAGACUUGUAGGUUGUAUCCUUUAAUUUCUACCUUCUUAGGUUAGUUUUCUGUAACAGAACAAGUGAACUGGGAUGAGGUCCUUAAAGUACCCCUGAUGGUAAUUGUUUUGUCUUUGUAAUAGCUUAACAAAUAAAUCUAGGUUUUCUAUAUUA